AGUAAUGUCACUAUGACAGUUUAGAAAAAAAAUACUGCAAUUAUUUCGGCUGGUCCUUGUAAUGAUUUUUGUUUUCCCAAUACAAUUUAUUUGAGAACUUUAGAAUAAAAUGGAGGUGUUUAAUAAAUUCUACUCAUCUGUUAGCAAUACAGUUUCACAGUUGUCUGGAGUUUUACCGGGAAAUCCAGUGACUAGAGAGUUUGAAGCUACGCAAUUCAUCGCCAGCGCUGGUCCAGGUUUAUUAUGGAAAAUUUACAAAGGGUAUAAAAAGUCGACCAAGCAAGAGGCUUCAAUAUUUGUGUUCGAGAAGAAACAUCUGGAGAGAUGGUCGAAGGCUGAUAGAGACAUAAUGCUGGAGACACUGAGGCGUGGCAUCGUGCAGCUGACGAAACUGCGGCACCCGCAGAUACUCACGGUCCAGCACAGCCUUGAGGAGAGCCGCGAAAGUCUAGCUUUCGCCACUGAACCAGUUUUUGCUAGUUUAGCCAACAUUUUGGGCAACACAGAGAACAUGCCGCAGCCUGUGCCCAACCAUUUGAGCAAUUAUAAGCUCUAUGAGCUGGAAAUUAAGUAUGGUUUGAUGCAGAUAGCUGAAGGAUUAGCAUUUCUGCACAAUGAUGUGAAGCUUUUGCAUCACAAUGUGUGCCCGGAGUCGAUAAUAGUGAACCAGCAGGGCGCAUGGAAGAUAUUUGGGUUUGAUUUUUGUAUUGCUAACCAGAGUGGUCCAGGUGCAGCUCCGUUCUGGCCUUUUACUGAGUACUGUCAGGCCAUGCACCCUCUGACGCAGCCAGUUCUUGAUUAUUUGGCUCCUGAGUACGUCCUUUCAGCAACACAUUCCCCUGCAAGUGACAUCUUCUCUCUAGGAAUGGUUAUUUAUGUUCUGCACAGCACAGGCCACCAAACGUUGGGGAAUGUUGGUAAUGAUUACUCAAAAUUUAAACGGUUUGCCACCGAGAUAAGAAAUCUGCCUUCUUCAAGGUUAUCUUGUGUAGUUGAUGGGCUCAGAGAUUAUGUGAAACUUAUGCUGAAUGCUACUCCAGAGCUAAGGCCAGAUCCACAUCAAUUCUUAAAAAUUUCAUAUUUUGAAGAUGUGGGUGUAAAAACUCUCAACUACCUGGAUUCUUUAUUCCAAUGGGACAAUUUACAAAAAUCACAGUUUUACAAGGGCCUGCCGCAGAUAAUACAGAAAAUGCCACACCGGAUAUGCAUUUACCGAAUCCUGCCAUGUCUCUCAAAAGAGUUUGUGAACCCGCCUAUGGUGCCAUUUGUGUUACCGAACGUUUUGCUGAUCGCCGAGAAUUCUACGAAGGAGGAAUUCAUAAAGUAUAUCCUGCCAGUGUUGAAGCCAGUCAUGAUGAUACAAGAUCCGAUUCAGAUAUUGUUGAUAUUCAUGCAAAAGAUGGAGCUUUUGUUGAAACUGACCCCAGGAGAUGAAGUUAAGAGUGAUAUACUGCCGAUGUUGUAUCGGGCUUUGGAAUCUGAUGCCCAGCAGAUACAGGAACUUUGUUUAUCUGUCUUACCCACUUUUGCAUCUUUAAUUGACUAUCCGGCGAUGAAGAAUGCACUUCUGCCGCGAAUCAAGAAGCUGUGUAUGAGCACAAACUACAUCUCAGUACGAGUGAAUUGUUUGCUGUGUCUUGGCAAGUUGCUGGAGCAUUUGGACAAAUGGCUGGUGUUGGAUGAGAUUAUACCUUUCCUGCCUCAGAUACCAUCUAGGGAGCCUGCUGUGUUAAUGGGGAUUUUAGGUAUUUACAAGCUUGCUCUAAGCCACAAGAAGCUAGGAAUCACAAAGGAGGUUAUGGCAACAAAAGUGUUACCCUUCCUCAUUCCGUUAUGUGUUGAGAAUGGCUUGACAUUAAAUCAGUUUAACGCACUCAUCACAUUGGUAAAACAGAUGAUUUCUAAAGUAGAAACAGAACACAGAGCAAAGUUGGAGCAACUGAAUUCCAUCCAAAAUGAAUCCAAAGUGAUGGAGCACUCACUGGCAGCUACAGACAACUUGGUGUCAGCGCCCGCGCCGCAGACCGACAUAGACAAAAUGUUUUCCGGUUUAGGAUUGGAUCCGUUCUCUUUUCAAAACUCGAAGGGACCGGAGAAAGGCGAGCCGGCCAUGCCGAAUGUGGGCGACAACAGCGGGUCGCUUAGCAUUGAAGAGAAACAAAGGAUAGCACAGCAGCAAGAAACAGUCCGCAAGUUCAACAACCAGCCGGCUCCCACUGCCAUUCCGGCCAUUCCAAAGCACCCGCCUCGGACCGUAGACCUCACCAGCUCCCUCCUACAAUCUAACCUCUCCCAGCUCACCUCUCACAAGUCUUUCCCCUCCCCUGCCCCUACCAAACCCCCCCUUAACAUGACGCUAUCAAGUCCCAAUUAUAAUGUCCAAACAGGACCCAACUAUAACGUAAACCAACCCAGACCGUACCAAUUCCCAGCGUCCAAUCCCAACAGUCUCCCCGGGUUUGACAACCAACUCGCUUUACCACCCAAUACCGGCUGGAAUCCCCAAACGACUGGUAACUUCAAUAACAAAUGGGCCAAUAACCAAAAUCAGCAAACGAAUAUGAAACAGGAUUGGUCAGCCUUCGAAUCUCUUUUACCGAGUCAGAGCAAUAACAAUCCGACCACCAAUAACAAUGUUAAAAAGUUAACCGACAGCGAAAUGAUGGAUUUGCUUAGCUAAACUCGGAUGAAGAACAGGGUCUCGAGAUUUCGUUAUUUAACCGUUUUACAAAGUAGAAUUAAACUGGACUGGUAAGUGAAAUAGAAAACAUUUUACAAAAUCUAAU
This is a messenger RNA of Ostrinia furnacalis (Asian corn borer), 2786 nucleotides long. RefSeq names its product SCY1-like protein 2. The transcript is spliced from 6 exons. Bases 110 to 2680 code for a protein of 856 amino acids. The record is from RefSeq and is a predicted model, not a curated record. Gene Ontology annotation, molecular function: ATP binding; protein kinase activity. Gene Ontology annotation, biological process: protein phosphorylation. NCBI's taxonomy places the organism in Eukaryota, Metazoa, Arthropoda, Insecta, Lepidoptera, Crambidae.